Rotaria sordida is the source of this 1914-nucleotide messenger RNA. The record is from the annotation of a GenBank genome assembly. Lineage: Eukaryota; Metazoa; Rotifera; Eurotatoria; Philodinida; Philodinidae.
AUGACAAUAGAGAUAAUCAUGAUUAUUCGGCAUAUUUAUUAUUCAUUGUUCAUGUUAAUACAAAUAUAUACAUUAUUUAAACAAAUUUCCAGUUGUCCUAUUCCAUUUAAUAUUCAAUCAAAAUGUCGAUGUGCUAUAACUGAAACAGGUCGUGUUUAUAUUUAUUGUGCACGAAAACAAUUAACUGUUGUACCACAUUUUGAUAAUAGCAAUAUUAUUUUCGAUGAACUAGUUCUAUCCGGUAAUCGAAUAUCUAUUGUACAUAAAAAUGCUUUUAAUGGUUUAAAAUUACGUAAACUUGAAUUUCAAUCAAAUCCAAUAAAUUUAAUUGAAAUUAAUGCUUUUAUUGAUUUAUCAAAUUAUUUAGAAGAACUUAUUUUAUCAACAACAAUAUUAUCAUCAUCAUCAUCAGAAUUAAAAACAAAUACAUUUCUACAAAUAUUAUCUGAAUUACCAAAUUUAAAACGUUUAUUUUUACGUUCAUUUGAUUUAUCAAAUUCAUUUAAUUUUACAAAUAAAAAAUUAAUUUUAACAUCAAAAAAAUUAACUCAAUUAUCAUUACAAUUAUGUUCAAUUAAACAAAUUAAUGAUAUUGAUACAUUUAUUAAUUUAUUUCCAAAUUUAGAACGUUUAGAUUUAUCUGAAAAUCGUUUUGAAUAUUUUAAUAUUCCAUUAAUAUUAUCAUUGAAAAAAUUAAAAAUUUUAAUUUUAAGUAAAAAUAAAAUUCAUCAUUUAAAUAUUCAAUCAUCAAUAUCAUCAUUAACAUUUCAUCCAUCAAAUUCAUUAAUUGAACUUGAUUUAUCUUAUAACGGUAUUGAAACUAUAGAUGAACAUAUAUUUGAAUUAAUAUCUUCACAACUUGAAAUAUUAAAUUUACGUAAUAAUGAAUUAGUAACUGAAAAACAUUUAACAUUUCUUAUUCAUUUAUAUCAUUUACGUGAAUUUUAUUUUGAUUAUAAUCGUCUUGAAUCAAUUAAUCAAUUAUAUUUACCAUUAAAUUUAAAAUUAUUAUCAUUAAAAAAUAAUCGUUUAAAUUAUAUUAAUUUAUCUAUAUUAACACGUCUUGGACAUUUAGAAAAAUUAUAUUUAUCAUCAAAUAAAUUAACACAAUGGUCAUCAACAAUAAAUAAUAUAUUUCCAUCAUUAGAAAUUCUUGAACUUGAUCGAAAUUAUUUAUCAAUUAUAUCAUCAUUAAAUGCACCAAAAUUAAAACAAUUAAAUUUAGAUGAAAAUCAUUUAGGAAAUAAAAUAGAUAAAAAAAUUUUUUCAAAUUUACCAUCUCUUGAAAGACUUCAAUUACGUGAUAAUCAAAUUGAAAUUAUUGAUACAAAUGCAUUUCGAUAUACUCGUUUACAAUCACUUGAUUUAACAAAUAAUAGUUUAACAAUAAUUCCUCUUUUAAAUCAUCUUAAUGAAACAUUACAAAUUUUAUCUCUUCGACUUAAUCGAAUACAUACAAUUGAUUCAUUGACAAUAAAUUAUUAUCAAAUACUUCAUACACUUGAACUUGAUCAAAAUCCAUUAGAUUGUAAUUGUCAAUUAAAUAAAAAUAUUCAAGAUUUAUUUCGUUUAAAAAUAAAAAUAACUGGUCAAUGUCAAACAUCAUCUGAACAUGGAAAUAUAAAUCUUAUUGAUUUAUCUGAUGAACUAUUAUCAUGUCAUUUAAUAAAUUUAUCUCAAAAUAAAUUUUUAACAAAAAUUGAACAAAAAUUAACAACAUUAACGACUAAUACAACUACAUUAAAGACAACGAGAGCGAAUAUAGUUGAAGAACUUGUUGAAAAUUCUCUUGAACAACAACAACAACAAUUUUCUUUACCAACAACAACAACAACAACAACUGAAGAACAAAUAUUAGAACGAAUUCGUAUAUCUGAUUUAAUAAUAACACCAAUAAAUGAUAAAUCUCAAUUA